GCCGGACGAGUCAGUGUUUUCACCGUAUCUCUAUGUGAAUGUUUGUCGUAUUCGUUUGAAAUUUGACUGAGCAUAUUUUGCGUUCAUCUCGACGAGUUCCGUUCUACGUUUUUCGUGUGUUCUCGCAAUCUUCAUUGACUACAAUCCAAGAUGUCUCUUUUACCAUUCUUAUUGGAUGAAUUGUCUCGGCCAAUCAUGUACGAUCAAAACUUUGGUCUCGGUUUACUGGAUGAUGAUUUACUCGUAGGACCACAUCAAUAUGGUCGUAGUCGUUGCCCAAUUUUGUUGAAGUCUUACAUAAGACCACAUCGUUUAACUUCUGCUGCACAAAGUGGUUUAUCUUCCGUGCAAAAUGACAAAAACAAUUUUAAGGUGAAUUUAGAUGUCCAGCAGUUUAAACCAGAAGAGGUAUCUGUCAAAGUUGCGGAUGGCUACAUAGUGGUAGAUGGAAAACACGAGGAACGCAGUGAUGAACAUGGUUACAUUUCACGUCAGUUUACUAGGCGUUAUAAGAUGCCAGAUAAUGUUGAUACAGAUUCUAUCACGUCUACUUUAUCCUCAGAUGGUGUGUUGAGUAUUGGAGCUUCGAAAAAGAUUCCUGAAAAAGGUGCUGGAGAAAGGCCAAUUCAAGUUGUUCAAACAAACCAACCAAUUAAACAAUCUUCGAACAAGGAUAAUGAAAACAAUCAGAGCAUGGAAACCGACCAGUAAUUAUUGGCCUUUUUUUUUUUUUUCAUGUUAUUGAAGGAUUCAAUGUAAAAGUAGAUUAAUUUCACUAUAUUUUCAAGAAUCCUAUAAUAAUUUUUGUAUACCUAUAUGAUUUCUAGAGAAGGAAUUUUUUUUUGUAUAUUAAUAAGUUAUGUA
Messenger RNA from Sipha flava (yellow sugarcane aphid), 864 nucleotides. RefSeq names its product alpha-crystallin A chain-like. The record is from RefSeq and is a predicted model, not a curated record. The coding region runs from base 151 to 711 and encodes 186 amino acids. NCBI's taxonomy places the organism in Eukaryota, Metazoa, Arthropoda, Insecta, Hemiptera, Aphididae. The transcript has 3 exons. Gene Ontology annotation, biological process: protein refolding; response to heat. Gene Ontology annotation, molecular function: protein folding chaperone.